AUGUCUUAUACCAAAGAGCUCUCCUUUGACGAAAUGCUUCUUUUCGUGCAAGAUCUCAAAAGUCAAUGUGCGCGGGACUUUGAUGUUGUUUAUCUUCCAGGUGAAAGCCCCAUUCAAGGUCGCUGCCCCGCUGGAGGUUACCACGAAGAUGUCAAAAGUCUCAAAAAAGCCGACAGAAGUGCUCACAUUCACAACUGCGUUCGACGUGAGAUUGCUUUGGAUAUUUAA
This is a messenger RNA of Penicillium samsonianum, 228 nucleotides long. RefSeq lists its product as uncharacterized. NCBI's taxonomy places the organism in Eukaryota, Fungi, Ascomycota, Eurotiomycetes, Eurotiales, Aspergillaceae. Bases 1 to 228 code for a protein of 75 amino acids. The transcript is spliced from 2 exons. The record is from RefSeq and is a predicted model, not a curated record.